This is a messenger RNA of Pleuronectes platessa (European plaice), 882 nucleotides long. RefSeq names its product pro-neuregulin-4, membrane-bound isoform. The record is from RefSeq and is a predicted model, not a curated record. Lineage: Eukaryota; Metazoa; Chordata; Actinopteri; Pleuronectiformes; Pleuronectidae. The transcript has 5 exons. Bases 145 to 477 code for a protein of 110 amino acids. Gene Ontology annotation, biological process: epidermal growth factor receptor signaling pathway; positive regulation of cell population proliferation; positive regulation of mitotic nuclear division.
GAGGAGCACGCCCACAUGGCAGUUUCUUUUCCGAGGUCCGACAAAAAGCAGCCGUGAGUUGCUUGGUAGUGACAGUAUGACUCACCUUCACUGACGACCAAAAGCCAGGAUCCCAAGAGCUGGAAACAGCAACAAAACGUCUAAAUGAUGGCAGAUCAUGGAGAACUGUGUAAUGAGCAGGAGGCCACCUUCUGUAUGAAUGGAGGGACAUGCUACAGAAUAACCUCUAUGGAUUCACUCUCCUGUGUGUGCAACGACGAUUUCAAAGGCAGCAGAUGUGAGCAGUUUCAGCUCCAGAGCAAAAUCACCAACGUAGGGGAGGCCGGGAUGAUUGCAGCCGUGGUCAUUAUCACCCUCCUCAUCCUGCUGGUGCUCGUAUUUGUGAUCUUCUACGUACGCAGGAUGUUGAAAGCCAAGAAACAGAGCCAACAGAACAAGCAGCAGCCACAGUAUUGGAAAGUAAAACCAAGAGUUUAACCUGUAUUUUGAUAAAACAUGAUGUCCUAUCUUGUGGUGUGUUGGAUAGGAUGAUGAAUGAAUUUGAUCAUAUGACUACGAGAGAUGGAGCUGAUUAAUGGUCUCAUCAGUUUUCUGGAUCCAGUUUGUUAAAGAAACGUGUUAUUCAUUAAAUCACAGGGUGUGAAAGUGACUGAUGAAUCAUACCUGGGAUAGUAACACAGCUAAGGAACUUGGCACUGGUGGUUCUCAUGUUAUAUCACGUUUCAUUUCAAUCAAUGUGCUCAGUCUACAAAGUUUUGACGGAGCACAGUUGUUAAUUAAUAAGGAAUUAUGAAACAUAACUUGUAUUAAUUAAGAAAUAUGCACAAUAUGUUAUGAGUAAAUAUUUUGUAAUUGUUUAAUACAUGCAAUGAUCCCUACUGA